Molecule: messenger RNA, 2007 nt
Organism: Mangifera indica (mango)
Lineage: Eukaryota; Viridiplantae; Streptophyta; Magnoliopsida; Sapindales; Anacardiaceae
Exons: 4
Coding region: 35-1606 (523 amino acids)
Source: RefSeq, a predicted model, not a curated record
ACCAAAGGUUCCAGUAGCAGUCUUUCGAUUGCAUAUGGAGCUCUUCACCAAGGCCAAGGCAGUGAAACUCCGAAGCCAUCUCAACAAGUAUCUAUUCGCCGACGAUGAUCAAGAAACGGUGCGUCAAAGUAGAAACGACUCGGCAAAGCGAGCCAUAUGGUUAGUCGAGUUAGUCGAAAACAAAGACGAUGUCGUUCGUCUCAAAAGUCUAUAUGGCAAAUACUUAACUGCCUCUGAUCUUCCCUUUCUUCUGGGCGUGACGGGCAAAAAGGUACUCCAAACAUUCCCGGAGAAGAACAUGAACUGGAAAAUAGAGUGGCAGCCGAUAAGGGACGGGUUUCAAGUAAAACUCAAGACAUGGUGUGGGACAUUUUUACGCGGCAACGGAGGAACUCCGCCGUGGAGAAACUCAAUCACCCACGACGAACCUUAUACUGGUUCGACAAAAAAGUGGAUUUUGUGGGAUGUGCAGGAAGUGAAAGCACUGGAAAAGGCAUCGUUUAAGGAAUAUCCGUCGUCAGUUUCGAGUUUUUCAUCGGUUUCCGAUGAAGUUUUGGAGGCUUUGUCCGAUGAUCAUUUGGGUUCGGCGCCGGAGUCCCCCAUAUCCGUCAUGUCAGCUAACUCUUCCAGAUUGUCAACAUUUUCGACUCGGUCGCCCAAAAUUUCAUCAACAAAGCAGUUAAUCUCUGAAUACAAUCAACACCGUAGUGGGAUGGACUUCUUUCACAACGCCAAGGCGGUGCGUCUCCGUAGCCACCACGACAAGUUCCUUGUUGCUGAGGAAGAUGAAGAGUCCGUUACUCAGGAUCGAAGGGGAUCCUCCAAGAGUGUCCGGUGGACUGUUGAGCUUGUUCCUGGAACGGAGAACAUAAUUCGUCUUAAAAGCUGUUAUGGAAAAUAUCUCACCGCCUCCAACCAGCCGUUUUUGCUGGGUAUGACGGGUCGGAAAGUGCUUCAGUCUCUGCCUGGGAGGCUUGACUCUUCUAUUGAAUGGGAACCGGUCAGAGAAGCGAACCAAGUGAAGCUCAAAACACGUUACGGUAAUUUCUUGAGAGCCAAUGGGGGCUUGCCGCCUUGGAGAAACUCUGUUACUCAUGAUAUUCCUCACAGAACCGCUACUCAAGAUUGGAUUUUGUGGGAUGUUCAUCUGGUUGAGAUUCUGGUUCAGCCUCAUGAAGAAGCUCCAGCUCCACCUCCCAUUCCUCAUUCGGAUUCUUCAGAUUUUGAGUUCAAUUCACCAUCUUCAAUCAAGACCACACCUGGGAAUUAUUCGAGACAAGAGUCAAAUGAUUCGUAUGUGGGUUCGCCUCCAAAGUCUGAGGGAAGGACGAUAUACUACCAUGUUGCUGAUGAUAGUGGAGAGGUUGAUGAUGAGGGGAUGGAGGGUUUUUGUUUGACGUUUAAGGGAUCAGGAGUUGAAGAAUUGACUCAUAAAUUGAAGGAAGAUCUAGGUAUUGAGGAUAUCAUUGUGUGUACUCGAAGUCCUUUGAAUGGAAAGCUUUUUCCCCUGCGGCUCCAACUUCCGCCAAACAAUUCUGAUAUGCAUGUUGUUGUUGUUCCAUUAUGUUCCAAUGUGGCAAGAGAAUUUGCAAAACAGGGGAUAUAAUCAUAAGAUGCAUCAUGGGUUGUAUGCAAUAUGCAUUCACAACUUCAUCUUCUGUGCAAACCGACUCAGUCGCAUCAAUAUGCUACCUGAAAGCAUUCAAGGAGUCAGUAUAAAUAGGAGUUUCUUCUUCAGCCUAUUGUCAGAAACAGCAGGAACUUCGAUGGUCUAGUGGUGGGAAAUAUAAGAAAAUCGCCCCUUAAUAUUCUCCAAAUUUUGUUCAGCUUGGAAGAAUUAUUGAAAUUUAAAUUCCUUUGUCGGUUCAUUGAUCAGUUUUGUUUUAAGUUUGUUUUGGCUCAACUUUUUCGUUAGAAAAAGUGUAUGGUUUGCGGCUUGAGACCUCCAGGUGCUUGCAGUAUUUGUAAACUUUAUAAUCAUAAAAUCAUACCUCUUGUAAGUAUUCA